Cydia splendana is the source of this 2698-nucleotide messenger RNA. RefSeq names its product leukocyte receptor cluster member 8 homolog. Bases 262 to 2454 code for a protein of 730 amino acids. Lineage: Eukaryota; Metazoa; Arthropoda; Insecta; Lepidoptera; Tortricidae. Gene Ontology annotation, cellular component: nucleus. The record is from RefSeq and is a predicted model, not a curated record. The transcript has 5 exons.
GUGAUAAUCGUGAUCGUGAAAACGUGAAUCUUAAUUAAAAAUAUACUUGUUUUAAAAUUCUGGACCUGUAAAGGUUUGUUGGAAUUUUAUUACGUCGCAAGGAGACGCGAUCACUGGUAAAUUCGUUAAUCGCUUCCGUGAAUUCUUUGUACGUUCGUUUUAAGUUAAGUAAUCUGUCGCCAUUUUGUGUGAAGUCGUUGAGGAUUAUUGUAUCGUCAUUCGUCUGUGAAUAUAACCACAUGAAUUAGAUUAUCUUACGAGAUGGCUGAGAAUACAUCAAAGGAUCCUCCUUUACAAACGAUGAAUGGUAUGCCACCAAAUCAUAAUCCUUGGAUGUAUGGUCUGUAUCAGCAAUACAACGGCUAUAAUGGUGGUGUGUACCCGCCUUAUUACAACCAGUACUUCAAUCAAAUGGGUCAUAAUCCGGGUCUGGCUAAUAAUGCAGUCCACCAGUUUCAACAAAAUAACGACGUGAAGCCGGAUUUUGGCCGUCAGCAGCAAUUUCCGCUUAAGACACCUGCCCAACCAACUCCUUUGUUGGGCAUGUCACCUCUUGACACAAGUCGUCCUUUCUUCAAUCAAUCUCCCAUCAGGUUUAACCUGAAUGGUAACCGGAAAACUGCACCCAUCCCUCCUAAUGAAAACCCUCUUCUGGGUAACAACGGAGGAUCAAAGAAAAAACGGAAGAAGGAUAAUAGACUAAAUUAUGAUAGCAUUGAUGCUUUUCCGAGUUCAAUGCUACCUCCUCUGCCAGACCAUCCUCCCCCACUACCACCUUGUCCUCCACCAGAUACUCCUAAGCCACCUCCUCCUCCACCAUUAGAUAUUCCUAUGCCUCCUCCCCUUCUCACUGAUGACAUCCCUGAGCCAGCAGGUGAACCACAAAAUCAUUCUGAACCAUUUAAGCAUCAGGAACCCGAUCAAGAGGAAGUAUCUGAAACUUCAGAUUUAUUAAAGUCCUCUUCUAUUUGUCAGUCUUCAGCAGGAUCAUGGCCAGAAAGCCUGGAGAGAUAUAUCAAAAGAUGCUAUGAGAAAUGCAAAUCAGGCCUUGACCGUGACCAAAUAGAUAUUUGCUUGAAGGGCCGUAUCACUGCAGCAGCUAAUAAGGAUGAGAUUUGGUCUAGGAAUUGGGACGAAGAGCCAAUUCCUAGUGUGCACAGUGAACGCAAUAACUUAUCUGUUAAGCCGGUUCAUGGUACAUUAUCACUGUAUCAAAAACUUGAAAAUGUACCUGAACCAACUAAGGGAAAAUCUAGCUUGGGGGGACGUUUUUCGGGUCAUAAAAAUUCGCCUCAAAGAAGGCGACGACAACAUUCUAGGAGUAGGUCUAGAUCUAGGAGCCCAUCUAGGAAAAGACACAGUACAUCUUCUGCAUCAGGUGAUGAGGUAGAGGAAAAAAGAAACUAUAAGGGUAAAUCCCGACAAAAAAUUAAGGAUAGGUUGUCAUUUGAUCAUAAGAAACAGGAAAAAAAUAAUAAAAAUCAAAAAAAGAAACAAGCUUGUGGCCAGUUUCUUGUUGAAGAUGUUCAAGUAAAUGCUGAAAAACUUCUUAAAAGGGCAGAAAGGUUUGGAAAUACUAGUGUGCCAUCCAUUGCUAGCUCUGUACAGGUAAGUUCUAGGAGAGCAGAGCCGUCUGUCAACCGAUCCAUCAUCCAGGACAAUGAAGGAGACUAUGAAAUCAAUAACAUGCAUAUUGUGGGGACCUGCACAGAUAUUGAGAAAUCAUUCCUGAGAUUAACAAAAGCCCCUGAGGCCUGUGAAGUGAGACCAGUAUCUGUGUUAAGGACUUCUUUAAAAAAUGUGAAAGAGCGGUGGAUAGAUAAACAGGACUACAGAUAUGCUUGUGAUCAAUUGAAAUCAAUACGACAGGAUUUAACGGUACAAGGAGUAAGAGAUGGAUUUACAAUUGAAGUGUAUGAGACACAUGCAAGGAUAGCAUUAGAAAAGGGUGACCAUGAAGAGUUUAAUCAGUGUCAAACACAGCUCAAAAUGCUCUACAGUGAAUUACCCAACUGUAGAAAUAAUGCUCCUGAAUUCACAGCAUACCGGAUACUGUAUUACAUCUUCACUAAAAACACCUUAGAUUUAACUACAAUAUUCCAGUUUCUCUCAAAGGAGGACAGGUUGAAUGAAUGUGUUAAACAUGCCUUAGACACCAGAUGUGCAUGGGCCACUGGAAACCUACACAAGUUCUUCUUGCUCUACAAAACAGCACCUUUGAUGGCUGGGUACCUCAUGGACUGGUUUGUGGAGAGAGAAAGGAAGCAGUAUCUCAAAUACAUCAUCAAGUCCUACAGACAAAGCGUUCCUGUGGAUUUCAUCGUUCGGGAGCUGGCGUUUGAGUCGAGUUCCAAGGCCUUUGAGUUCUUGAAUCAAUUUUCUCUCAUUUACACUGACUGCGAUCAGACUCAAAUAGAUUGCAAGUCUAGCUUUCAAACUGUAGCGAGUAUAUAACAUUUUGUUUUUGAUAGCCGUCCUGUACUGAUAGCGUGCUCCUGCGUGGUGAUGUAGUCCAUACCCACCUGGCGAAGGAGUUCAGCACGGCGGAUGUAAUCCUGAAUCAUGUUAUUCACCUUAAUUUUGAUCAGCUUUACUAGGAUGAGGCGGCAAAACAACUCACACACUACUUUAGUUAUACAGCAGAAGAGAGAUGAACUCAAGAUUCAAGAUGAGGACCUACAUCGCUAUGAAGAUUCAA